GAAUCUCACCAUCCUCCCAAUUCUAACGCCACCAACCUUCUCUCUCUUCCUCUGACUCUCUAUCCUAUAUAUCUCAAAUACGUCAUAUUCUAGUCUACAAUUUCUUGUUUUCCAAUCAAUCCUAUCCAAUUUCACUUUUACUUCUCUAAUUCUAUAAAUACCGAAAUUACGAACCCUAGAAAUUCAAUUAGGAAUUUUACAAACAUCAAAAUAAUAAAAAAUGGAGGUGAAGAGUGAAAAUGGUUCUACUGAGAAAUCGUCGGAAAUUCCACCUCCGACGAAUCCAAUGGUUACGCCGAUUCUUACAGAUCUUUAUCAGUUAACUAUGGCGUAUGCUUAUUGGAAAGCUGGCAAACACAAUGAACGUGCUGUGUUCGAUUUGUUUUACCGAAAGAGUCCUUUUCAUGGAGAAUUUACUGUAUUUGCUGGUUUAGAAGAAUGCAUAAGAUUCAUCGCGAAUUUUAAGUUUACAGAAGAGCAUAUCGCUUUUGUCCGAGAGGCCUUGCCUGGUACAUGCGAGGAGGGUUUUUUGGAUUAUCUUCGACAGCUGGAUUGUUCCGAAGUUGAAGUCUAUGCUAUUCCGGAGGGGUCAAUCGUUUUUCCAAGGGUACCCCUGUUAAGGGUGGAAGGACCAGUUGGUGUGGCCCAACUGCUAGAAACAACUCUUGUCAACCUUGUCAAUUUUGCGUCAUUGGUGGCUACCAAUGCUGCAAGGCACCGGAUUGUUGCUGGAAAUUCCAAAUUACUACUUGAGUUUGGUCUUAGAAGGGCGCAGGGCCCUGAUGGAGGAAUUAGUGCAUCAAAAUAUUGCUAUAUGGGUGGCUUUGACGCAACAAGCAAUGUUGCAGCUGGAAAGUUGUUUGGAAUCCCGCUCAAGGGAACACAUUCACAUGCCUUUGUUAGCUCAUUUAUGAGUCCUGACGAAAUUGUGGAGAAAUCGCUCAAAAGUGCUGAUGGCUCAACUUCUUGUGAGGAUUUUGUCAAUCUGGUUCAGACAUGGUUAAACAAAAUUCAGAGGACGAAAUUUUUGACUGGUGGCUUUGGUGAUACCAAUUUAAGCGAGUUAGCUGCUUUUACCUCCUAUGCUCUGGCAUUCCCUGAUAAUUUUUUGGCCCUAGUGGACACAUAUGAUGUUCUAAGGAGCGGUAUUCCAAACUUCUGUGCAGUCGCUUUGGCUCUCAGAGAUUUAGGGUACAAGGCCAUGGGCAUUAGAUUGGACUCUGGUGACCUGGCAUAUUUGUCUUGUGAGGCUCGUAAGUUUUUUCAGGUGAUUGAGAAAGAAUUUGGAGUACCAGAUUUUGGAAAGAUGAGUAUUACUGCUAGCAAUGAUCUCAAUGAGGAAACCUUGGAUCAUUUAAACAAACAGGGUCAUCAAGUUGAUGCAUUUGGAAUAGGAACCUAUCUUGUUACAUGCUACGCUCAAGCUGCAUUAGGUUGUGUCUUCAAGCUUGUUGAGAUUAAUAACCAGCCCCGUAUGAAGUUAUCUGAAGAUGUUUCCAAGGUAUCCAUUCCUUGUAAAAAACAAUGUUACAGAUUGUACGGGAAAGAAGGAUACCCGUUGGUUGAUUUGAUGAUAGGAGAAAAUGAACCUGCUCCAAAGAUGGGAGAGAGAAUUCUCUGCCGUCAUCCAUUCAAUGAGUCCAAAAGGGCUUAUGUGGUGCCCCAGCGAGUCGAGGAGCUAUUGAAAUGUUACUGGAGAGGUAGCUCAGCUAAAACGAGAGAAGAUAUGUUACCUCUGAAGGACAUCAGAGAUCGGUGCAUAAGGCAGCUGGAGAAAAUGCGCCCUGACCACAUGAGGAGAUUGAAUCCUACUCCAUACAAGGUGAGUGUAAGUGCAAAGCUCUAUGACUUCAUUCAUUUCUUAUGGCUAAAUGAAGCACCUGUUGGUGAAUUACAAUGAAGUUGCUUCAAGGGUAGGCGAAUUUAUGCACCGAGCAGCUUAAGGCUUGCAGAGUUGAAGCUACUUACAUAUGGCGAGAAGUUGAAGCUUAACUGGUAUAUUAAUUAAUUUGUCAGUAUGCAGCAUUCCAGAUUUUUGUCGUACUUCGUAUCUAAUUUCUACAUAUAAGUUUAUGUUAAACAUUGAACAUAUUUCUUAGAAAUUUGUUACUCAAUAGUCAAUAUUAAACUUAAUCUUUGAACAUGUUUUGCUUUUA
This is a messenger RNA of Chenopodium quinoa (quinoa), 2156 nucleotides long. RefSeq names its product nicotinate phosphoribosyltransferase 2-like. The record is from RefSeq and is a predicted model, not a curated record. Gene Ontology annotation, molecular function: nicotinate phosphoribosyltransferase activity. Gene Ontology annotation, biological process: NAD+ biosynthetic process. The coding region runs from base 221 to 1900 and encodes 559 amino acids. The transcript is spliced from 16 exons. NCBI's taxonomy places the organism in Eukaryota, Viridiplantae, Streptophyta, Magnoliopsida, Caryophyllales, Amaranthaceae.